Molecule: messenger RNA, 2694 nt
Organism: Callorhinchus milii (elephant shark)
Lineage: Eukaryota; Metazoa; Chordata; Chondrichthyes; Chimaeriformes; Callorhinchidae
Gene: ankef1a
Product: ankyrin repeat and EF-hand domain containing 1a
Molecular function (GO): protein binding
Source: RefSeq, a predicted model, not a curated record
GACAUGACUUCUCAUAAUCAAUGACCACCCGCACUUCACUCAGUUUACAGAAUCCGCCACAGAAUGCCCCGAAUGUGAGGGAGAGCCCCUGGCGAUGGAGACAUGUCGAUCAUAGCUGAAGGGCGCCUGCAGACCCUGCAGGUGUAUAAACUCCUGCAAUGUGUGAGGCAGAGAGACAAGGGGGAGGUGGAGAAGCUGAUUCGCCUGGGAUUGCCUUACCUCAUCAAUGUCAGCGAGCCUACUGAUGGGGAGUGUGCUCUCCACCUGGCCGCCACCGCCAAUGACGUGGAGAUGUGCCGGUUCCUCCUGUCCCUGGAUGCACAUCCCGAUGUGGUGGACAAGGAAGGCCGCACAGCUGCCAUGAAAGCAGGCGAGCUGGGCCACAACGCCACGGUCCAGGUCCUGGCGGACGCCAACACAGACAUGACUAUCGUGGACGUGGAGGGAAGAGGCAUCCUGUAUUACUGCAUCUGCCCCACCACUCGGCAUCUGCGCUGUGUGGAGAUGGCGUUGGCACACGGAGCGGACGUCAAUAACUGUGCCAAUGACGGGAAGCCUGUCUUCCUGCUCGCUUGUGAGCAGGCAGCCGCCUGCACUGAAAUGUGCCUUCAGAUCCUGGAGCACGGGGCCGACCCCAACUCCAAGAUUGAGAGCACAGGCCACACGGUGCUAAUUGAAGCAGCCCGGGAGGGAGCGAUGGAGGUUGUUCAUGCAAUUCUGGAGAAAGGAUGUGACGUGAAUGCUAUGAACAAUAAGAGGUGCAACGCUGGACACUUUGCUGCUCAGGGAGGCUUCUUCCAGGUGCUUCGAGACCUGAUCGCUUACGACUGUGACGUGAAUGUGAUUAACAUGGAUGGAAACACGGCUCUGCAUCUGGCUGCAAUGGGUGGCUUUGUUGACUGCGUCAGGUUUCUGACCCAGCGAGGUUGUAACCCUAAAAUAAAAAACCUGGCUUUGCAGACGCCGCGAACUGCGGCCAAAGCCAAUGGUCAGAAACUGGUGAUGAAGGAGCUGCGGAAAGCUGAGAGGAUCUUCAACAAGUAUUCCAAACCGGGAGCGAGGAAUCCCAAUGAGCCAUGGGCCGUCAAGCUGUACGAUUGGUCGCUGGCGCACGAACACCUCCGCAACGCCUUCGCCACCGUGGAUAGGGGCGAUGACACCGUCACCAAGGAAGACUUUGACGCAGUGCUGCAGGAGCGGAGCGCCCCCCUGGAGCCCGAGCAGAUCUUGACCCUGACCCGCAUGCACGACAAGGCCAGAGAAGGCGUCAUCAACAUCAAUGAGUUCUUCCGGGGCGAGAAGUACCUGCAGAAGGCCUACCUCAUCUCCUCGUACGAGCCCAAGAAGAAGAAGAAGAAAAAGGGGCGCAGGAGAGGCAAGAAGGGCAAACUGAACAUCCCCAUCCCCAUCUGCAUAGUGCCCCCCAAUAUGCUGCGCCGGAGGGCCGAUGGAGGGCCUCCCGAGUUCAUGAUUGAGGAUGCCCAGAACUUCACUGACCCCAAACGCUUUGACCGGGACCACCCGCCCGAACACCCACUGCAGGACGACUCCGCAUGGUACCUGGACAAGCCGGACCCCAUCUUCAUCAACAUCAACUACGCCACCAAGUCGGAGGACGUGGAGUCCCUGACCAAGGCCUUCUUUGACGGAGUGCCCAUCGAUGUACAUGACAAGUACUACAAAACCCCCCUGAUGACGGCCUGUGCCGAUGGCAACCUGAAAGUUGCCAAGUACCUACUGGAGAUGGGGGCCCAUGUGAAUGUUCAUGACAACCUGCUGUGGACCGCGCUGCACCAUGCCUGCCACGGAGGGCAGCUGGACAUUGUGGAGUUGCUGCUGCGCUAUGGGGCCCAAGUGGACGCGGUCUCCAUUUACGGGGCCACGCCGCUCAUGAGGGCGAUCGAGAGCUGCCGGCUCGAGAUCGUCAGCUGCCUGCUCGAGUACGGCGCCGACGUGGAGCUGCUCAACAAGAAAGGGCAGAAUGCGCUGGACAUUGCCUAUGCCUACUCGGACAUCAGGGUUGUGGAUCUCAUCAGAAUGAAAAUGGAAUCCAUUCAAGUGCCCAAAGUGAAAGAGAAAGUUAAGGUUAAAGGCAAAGGGGCCUCAGGGCCUCCAUCCAAAACCGUGGGCAAAGAAACGCUGUUUAAACCUCCAUCGCCCGUCAAAAUGCCAAGAGCCCGUCAUAAAACUGAGGAACCGAAGGACAGCAUUGUGCAUAAGAGCACCCUGCUCAGCAGCGGGCUGCCAAGGAAAAUCGAUAUCACCUUCACCCCGAGAAACGUGUGGGGCAAACUGCCCACGACGGAGGACCUCAUUCAGAAACGAGUAGAGAAACGAGAAGCGUUUGGCUAUGAGGUGGACUUCAGUGAUUACUUGAAGCCGUUCAGGAAAAAUAUCUUGAAGAAGAUUGAACAAGGUUCAAAGUAGAGAGUAUGAGGAGGUGGUGCUGAAGAUAUAGGAAGAAGCAUUAAUCAGAGGAGAAAAAUGGACGUAAAUGUCUAAAUGGAGAGCUCAGGCUGGUGUGUUGAGACAUACCUUUUGAGCUUAAGGGAUUUGAAACAUGAUGGAGCUUAUGAACCUCUCAGUAUUGCUUUGAGGCGUGUUGUGCAAUUGGAAAGUAGGUGUAAUCCUGCUGUACUUUUACUGAUCAAGUUGUGUACUCGGAAAUAAAGUACGCAAAAUCGUUUGGGUAAA